CUCGAGCUUAAGUUGAUGGCCUGCCUUUCGCGUAUCGUUCAGAUUCUCCACCUUUGCUAGGCCAUUUCACAGAUAUCUGAGAAGAUGAAGCUGAUCCAGAUCGCCGCACUCGUUGCGCCUGCGCAGGCCGCACUUCGCUUCGGAUGCUCGACACUGAGCAUUCAGCGUCUCGAUCCCCUUGUCGAGCCUGGCAAGCUCCCCUCUGCUCAUGUUCACCAGAUCGUCGGUGGCAAUGCAUUCAAUGCAACAAUGGACAAAGAUCCUAGCGAUGUGGCUAGCUGUACAACAUGCACCUUCUCUGAGGACUUUAGCAACUACUGGACCGCUGCCAUGUUCUUCAAGCACGAGAACGGGUCGUACAAGCGUGUGCCCAUCAUGCAGAACACUGCUUUGCCGAACGGUAUCAAUGGUGGAAUGACCGUCUACUAUACCCAGCAAGACUUCAACACAAAUGGAAACCAGAAGAUUACAGCGUUCCCAAAGGGCUUCCGUAUGACCGUCGGCAGUCCCACGACCAACACGGUUGAGGACGCAAAGAAGCACCCAGGUCUUCGUUUUGUCUGUCUGCAAGACAAGGCAACUCGAUUUCCCGAGUCUCCCGACUUCCCUCCGAAGGCUUGCAAAGGCGGCAUCAUGACGGUUCACCACUUUCCCUCAUGCUGGGAUGGCAAGAAUGUUGAUUCUCCCAAUCAUCAAGACCACAUGUAUAACACAGCUAAAGAAGCCUUCUCGCCCGCCGGCGCAUGCCCCGCAUCCCAUCCCGUCCGCAUGGCCCAAGUCGCCUACGAGACUCUCUGGGAUACGACGCAAUUCAACAAUAUGUGGCCCAAGGACGGCUCCAACCCCUUCUUCCUCAGCUACAAUGAUAACAAGGGCUAUGGUACGCAUGCCGACUACCUCUUCGGCUGGAAGGGAGACUCGCUCCAGAAGGCCAUGGACUCGAAGUGCAUGUUCCAGGCGUGUGAGAAUGGUAAGCCGCUCCAGAGUCAGAGCGUGGCUGCUAUGAACAAGUGUGCUGUUAAAAGUUCUGUUAAUGAGAAUUUGGAUGGAUGGCUCAAGGCUUUGCCCGGUAUGAGCAUGUAA
Messenger RNA from Cucurbitaria berberidis CBS 394.84, 1083 nucleotides. RefSeq lists its product as uncharacterized. Lineage: Eukaryota; Fungi; Ascomycota; Dothideomycetes; Pleosporales; Cucurbitariaceae. The record is from RefSeq and is a predicted model, not a curated record. Bases 85 to 1083 code for a protein of 332 amino acids. The transcript has 5 exons.